Oncorhynchus gorbuscha (pink salmon) is the source of this 2224-nucleotide messenger RNA. Its product is annotated as chromatin accessibility complex protein 1-like. Gene Ontology annotation, cellular component: nucleus; CHRAC. The record is from RefSeq and is a predicted model, not a curated record. The coding region runs from base 655 to 1014 and encodes 119 amino acids. NCBI's taxonomy places the organism in Eukaryota, Metazoa, Chordata, Actinopteri, Salmoniformes, Salmonidae. Gene Ontology annotation, molecular function: protein heterodimerization activity. The transcript has 3 exons.
CUCUUCCCCGUGCAGUUAUUGCAUAGGAUCUCUCCUUGGUUUCCCUUUUUCCACAUAGACGAUGAGUUUGUUUUGCAGACAGCGCAACAUGGUUUCAAACCCAGAGGCAUCUUGAACGUGUUGGCCAGUGGAAUGAUGAAUGCAGAAGCUAGCUAGCUAUUUAGCUAACCGCUUUUUGGCUAACAACAUCAGCAACAAAAAAAGAGCCACUCGUCCGCUCGCGCAGACAAACAGAUACAGAAUGCAAAUAAAACCAGCAAUAAUCGAAAGUUAUGUUUAAAGGAAAACACAGAUAACCUGUCCGUAAAAUGUAUUUUCCUUCUUUCAGAUAGUUAGUGACGUGUUGGAGCACUUAAGUGUAACGUUAUUGCGCCACCUACUGUGAUGGAGUGUAUCGGCAGCCUUAUAUUUAUCUAGCAGGCAGGCUUAUAAACGCUUAGCUACUUCGUUGUAAAAAUCAAGCAAAAAAAAACGAUAAUAUUGUCUUAAACAGAAGUACAUACGGUAGCUAGCUCCUUUAGUUUUGGGUGAGAGAAGAAAAAAAAACGAUCCAAGCACACUUACUACGUCACUGAUCAGGAAGUAGCGGGGAACUUCCACUCCGCGCAUCUGUAUCUCAACGGUUGCUACCAAUACCACUGAAGAAAUUUCCUUAUGCAUGUCAAAAUGUCUGGAGACAACGUUAAUCAUGCAUCUAACAGCAAAGGCAUCUCUCUUCCAAUGACUCGCGUGAAAAUGAUCAUGAAAAGUUCUCCCGACGUCUCAAGCAUCAAUCAAGAGGCUCUUCUCAUCACCACCAAAGCAACAGAACUGUUCGUUCAGUACUUGGCUCUCUCCUCGUUCAAUAAUGGAUCAGGGAAAGACAAUAAGACACUCUUGUACAGUGAUCUGGCCAAUACUGUUGAGGGAACAGAGACUUUUCAGUUUCUCACAGAUAUCCUACCAAAGAAGAUCUUCGCUCGAGAUUACUUGAAGCUCAUAGAGGAACAUCCAAUUGAGGAAGCAGACAAUUGAAAAGACAUGCAACCCUUCAAGCAAUAGUGGUUGCUAGAGUCAGUUGAAGCUUUUUUUCUCCAGCUCAUUCCAUACCACUUCCAGGCGAUGGUAUUAUGUAGGCCAACAUCUUCCCUGAGACGUACUAGAGUAUAUUAUGUUUACUACCAUGAGUUUCCCAGUCUUCCAGAUAAUGGUCAUUCAGUUUGGGGUCAGAAAGAAUCAGUAUGUGAGUUGACUACAGAUAAACCAUUAAAAUCAUAAUCAUAUGUUGACCAUGAUACCAGCCCCAUAUUCCCCCCUACAGCAAUCACCUGCUGCCGAAGAGAAACGUCUGUGCUUCCUCUGGUUUUGAUACCACUCAGUGCAAAUAGUGCAAGCUUUCAUCUGUUUUGGGCAUUAUUUUUCUAAACAAGAUCUUGAAGCAAAGGUUGAACAAAUCAGGUGCUUUAAAAUCUAUAUAUUCCAUACAUAUAUUCCAGUUCUCAGGUUAAACCAAAUUGACUCAUUAGUUGUGUCCUUUUUAUAAAGAGGAACCCCAAUGUGCAGUCUUUGCUAAUGCAGACUAUCUACUUUGACUCUUUGUAUUAUAUACCUUUCAUUCAUAAACAAUGUUGAUCUUUAGAGAUCUACACAUGCAAACCGAUUCCUUUUUAGCAACGUGACUGAGUAUAAAAGACACUUUAGACUUUUGCUGUGUUUAAUGUGAUAUUUACCAUAUUACUCAGUCAAAACCAUUGGUAGUUUCAGUACUGGGUGGUUGCAGGCAGCACUAAUUUAAUAUUGAAUCUCUAAUUUCAUUUUUUAGUAACAGCUCCUCUCAGAUUGUGAUGAAUUUACACGAGGACAGGCAUUGCAAUAUUUAGGUUUAUGUGAAAAAAAUAAAUCAUCACACAGACUUAAUGCUACAUUUAUUAAAUCAAAGUCUAAAUAUGCCACUGUGUGUGGUUGAACUAUAAAGCAGGCUACUGUAACUGCUAGCGUGUAUGGUCUCAAAAAUGGAAAGAAUGCACUGAACUUGAACCGUUGUGUAUAUAUUUUCUACAAGUGUUUGUAACAGCAUUUCAUCCCAUCUAACGAUUGAGACUUGCCUUUUGUAUGUUUGUGUUCCAUAGUUUAGUUAAUGAAAAUAACAUCUUCAUGCUCUACAGAUUGUCAUUCCCUAUUUGUGUUCUAUUGUCUUCACCUUGUUGCAACAAAGCAUUUACAUAAAUGUUACAAUUUUAUACCA